Messenger RNA from Lathyrus oleraceus (garden pea), 1020 nucleotides. RefSeq lists its product as uncharacterized. The transcript has a single exon. Gene Ontology annotation, biological process: meristem maintenance; meristem development. The record is from RefSeq and is a predicted model, not a curated record. The coding region runs from base 1 to 1020 and encodes 339 amino acids. NCBI's taxonomy places the organism in Eukaryota, Viridiplantae, Streptophyta, Magnoliopsida, Fabales, Fabaceae.
AUGUUUUCUGAUAAACAACAAAAGCAAUCAAAGAACAUCAAAGGUGUUGGAUCCUCAAAAAGUUCUACUUCCCAGAACAUUCCAACCAGCACAACUGUCACUGUUGGGGACCGAGAAUACAUCACUGCUCCAAAACUUUUGAAAGAACAGAAAGCAAUUUUUGCUUCUCAGGUAAUGGUUCCUUCCGUACUUUCUGGAAAUGCUUUAGGGUUUUUAGGCCCAUUAGUAUCUGAAGAACAUUUAGAGAAAUAUGCUCAGUUUUUUCCUUGUCAUCAUACUACUAAACCCAUAGCCAAUAAAAUUGUUUCCUCUAGAGAUAAUGAGGAUCUAAACCAGAGAGAAGCUUUUCAACUGGAUUUUAUCACUGAUAGUUUCAGACCCUUUCGGUCUUGUCCAACUCUAGACAAAUCCUAUCUAGACUGGUUAACAAAAGUUGAGAAGAAGAAAGCUUCAUUUUGGAAAGAAUUGGGUAUUUUUGACCUAAUCCAGAUGUCGAAGUUGGGAUUCAGUUACUGUCAGCCUUUAUUAUUAUCCAGCCUAUAUUUAUGGGAUAACACAUAUAACACCUUUCAUCUUCCUUGUGGAAUGAUGACUCCCACACUUUUCGACGUAGCUGUCAUUGUUGGACUUCCUCAGACAGGCGAAACCUUCGACCCCUACCAAGACUGUGAAAACUUGAUUGACUUCAAUGUUAAGAACGCUUCGUUUAGUACUUACAUUAAUCUAUACCACGCUGAUGGGGAAGAGGUUUCUGAUAUAGAACAUAUAACAUUCUUAGGUCUAUGGUUGUCCAAGUUCUUCUUUUGCUGCAAAUCUUUACAAGUUGCUAAGAGAUUUUUAACGCUCGCUAACCAAUUGCAUGUUGGUCGAAGAGUGUGUUUGAGUGAACUCUUAUUGGCUAGUUUGUAUGAAAGUCUAGGAUCGGCUAGUGCUAAGCUAAAGGAAUACGAAACUGGUACCAAUUUAUUACUAUCUGGGCCUUAUUGGCUUCUUCAAUUGUGGCUUAAUGCCACUUUCUAA